UCGCAGUAGCGACAGCUGCGACGGUGCGGCCGUGGCACUGCGAAUAUCGUAUUAGCUCGUAUUACUUCGGCGAUGCCGAUGGUAAUUACGAGGUGACCAUCAUGACUAAAGCGAUUUUGCAUCACACCGGGAAAGUCGUGUGGAAACCACCGGCGAUCUAUAAAUCAUUUUGCGAGAUCGACGUGGAAUACUUCCCCUUCGACGAGCAGACUUGUUUUAUGAAAUUUGGUUCGUGGACUUACGAUGGUUAUACGGUCGACCUGCAGCAUCUUCUGCAGACCGAGGACUCGAAUAAAAUCGACGUCGGGAUCGACCUGACCGACUAUUACAUCUCCGUCGAGUGGGACAUCCUAAAAGUGCCUGCCGUGAGGAACGAGGCGUUCUACAUAUGCUGCGAGGAGCCCUAUCCCGACAUCGUGUUCAACAUCACUCUGCGCCGCAAGACCCUCUUCUACACGGUGAAUCUGAUAAUACCGUGCGUGGGCAUAUCCUUCCUGUCGGUGCUGGUAUUCUACCUGCCGAGCGACAGCGGCGAGAAGGUCUCCCUGUCGAUCUCGAUACUCCUCUCGUUGACGGUGUUCUUCCUGCUGCUGGCCGAGAUAAUACCGCCCACGUCGCUGACGGUGCCGCUCCUGGGCAAGUACCUACUGUUCACGAUGGUGAUGGUGACCUUGUCCGUGGUCGUCACGAUAGCCAUACUGAACGUGAACUUCCGCUCGCCCGUCACCCACCGUAUGGGCAAGUGGACGCGGAUACUGUUCAUCCAGGUGCUGCCGCGUUUCCUCUGGAUCCAACGGCCGAAGAAGGACGACUACGAGGACGAGGAUCAGGACAGGGACGGCGCCGGGAUCGGCACGGGUGGCCUCGACGACGACGGCAUCGACGACGACGACGAGGACGACGAGGACGAUAUCGAGGCGGCGAACGGCAAGCCGCCCGAGCCGAGCAUCCUCACCGAUGUGUUCCAUGUUCCAGAGACUGAUAAGUACGACACGUACUACGGCAAGAGGUUCAGCGGAGAGUACGAGGUACCGCCGCACGGUCUACCACCGCCGGCGACGAGGUACGACCUCGGCGCCGUCGGCACCGUCGGCACCGUCGCACCCUGCUUUGAGGAGCCCCUACCCUCGCUGCCACUGCCCGGGGCGGACGACGACCUCUUUGGGCCAGCUAGCCCUGGAUACGCUCACGAGGACGUCAGCCCCACCUUCGAGAAGCCGUUGGUACGCGAGAUCGAGAAGACCAUCGACGACGCCCGUUUCAUCGCCCAGCACGCCAAGAACAAGGACAGGUUCGAAGGC
This is a messenger RNA of Temnothorax curvispinosus, 1301 nucleotides long. RefSeq names its product acetylcholine receptor subunit alpha-like 1. The transcript is spliced from 3 exons. NCBI's taxonomy places the organism in Eukaryota, Metazoa, Arthropoda, Insecta, Hymenoptera, Formicidae. Gene Ontology annotation, cellular component: membrane; synapse; neuron projection. Gene Ontology annotation, molecular function: extracellular ligand-gated monoatomic ion channel activity; neurotransmitter receptor activity; transmembrane signaling receptor activity. Gene Ontology annotation, biological process: chemical synaptic transmission; monoatomic ion transmembrane transport; regulation of membrane potential. The record is from RefSeq and is a predicted model, not a curated record. The annotation marks the transcript as partial.